Molecule: messenger RNA, 1785 nt
Organism: Orcinus orca (killer whale)
Lineage: Eukaryota; Metazoa; Chordata; Mammalia; Artiodactyla; Delphinidae
Product: F-box only protein 22-like
Biological process (GO): regulation of skeletal muscle fiber development; positive regulation of proteasomal ubiquitin-dependent protein catabolic process; protein polyubiquitination
Source: RefSeq, a predicted model, not a curated record
AUGAUUCAGAUAGCUAAGGAGAAGCGAUCACAGGCCAAUGUGUUAAAGAUACUCUUUAAGCCCGGCCGUAGUGCUCCCGGGGACCUUUCCCAGAGGAGCCAGGUUUUCUCUGCCCCCGGCUCUCCCUCCGAACCGGCGCCCGACGCCUCCCCCUCCCGGGGACUUUGGAUCCCGCAGGAAUCUCCUGCAGUUGCGCUAAUGGGUGGAACGUCCGUUCACAGCCCUUUGUGCGUUUGCGUCCCCAGCGUGUGUCGCUUAUGGAGGGAGUGUGUGCGCAGAGUGUUGCGGACCCAUCGGAGUGUGACCUGGAUCUCCGCGCGCUUGGCGAUUGCCGGCCACCUGGAGGAGCAUUGCUUGGUCCGCGUGGUAGCUGAAAAGCUUGUGACGCCAAUGGGAUCAAGUAGCAAUCCACCUCAGGAAAUAGAAAUUGGAGAAUCUGGUUUUGCUCUAUUAUUUCCUCAAAUUGAAGGAAUAAAAAUAAAACCCUUUCAUUUUAUUAUGGAUCCAAAGAAAUUAACACUAGAAAGGCAUCAACUCACUGAAGUAGGUCUUUUAGAUAACCCUGAGCUUCGUGUGGUCCUUGUAUUUGGCUAUAAUUGUUGUAAAGUGGGAGCCAAUAAUUAUCUGCAGCAUGUAGUGAGCACUUUCAGUGAUAUGAAUGUCAUCUUGGCUGGAGGCCAGGUGGACAACCUGGCAUCGCUGACCUCUGAAAAGACCCCUCUGGAUAUUGAUGCCACCGGUGUGGUUGGACUAUCAUUUAGUGGACAUCGUAUCCAGAGUGCCACAGUGCUUCUCAAUGAGGAUGUCAAUGACGAGAAGACUGCUGAGGCUGCGAUGCAGCGCCUCAAAGCAGCCAACAUUCCAGAGCAGAAUACCAUUGGCUUCAUGUUUGCGUGUGUUGGUAGGGGCUUUCAGUAUUAUAGAGACAAGGGGAAUGUGGAGGCUGAUGCAUUUAGAAAGUUUUUUCCUAGUGUUCCUUUAUUUGGCUUCUUUGGAAAUGGAGAAAUUGGAUGUGAUCGCAUAGUCACUGGAAACUUUAUAUUGAAGAAAUGUAAUGAGGUAAAGGAUGAUGAUCUAUUUCACAGCUAUACAACAAUAAUGGCACUAAUUCAUCUUGGGUCAUCUAAAUAAAGCCACCUGUAAAGUGGCUUUCACAAUGUAUAACUUUUGGGUUCUGUCUUUUCCAGAAAAUGGAAACUUGGGAUAUGUAUAUUACAAACAAAAAACUUUAUAUGUAUCUGUUUUGUAGCUUUGACAUUCUGAAGAUUAUUUGGUAGUUUUUAAUAUAUUAGGUGAAGGACAAGUUUGUACAUAAUGUAAUGCAAGACCGGGAGUUGAGAGCUUUUGCAUCAGGCACAAGUGAACCAAUUAUGGCUAUACUGCACCAGAUAUGUAGCUGCUGUGUGAUAGGACUUUAAAUAGUCUUCUGCAUAGGAAGACUGAAAAAGGAUUCAUCAACAGAAAGGAGAUUUAAGACAUUCCAUGACUACCUCUGCAAUGUUAGAUGAUCUUUCAGCAGACUCAUGAAGAUAUUUUUCUCCCUUAAUAAAGGAGAAAAAUACACAGAUGGCUUGGGAAAUUUUUCUCUGCUUUACAAUUUUACCAUUUUUUUCAGAAGCUGUAACAAAUUGCUGACUUUUUACUUAUUUGAUAAAUGUUAAAGAACUAUUUUUGUUUUAGUACUCUAAAGUUGCUUAGUCAAAUAAAUUGCCAAGACUAAUCAGUAUUUUAUUACCUUAUAAGGAAAAAAAUUUUCCUUUUCCCUCAAUAAAGAAAUUGCAACAG